Messenger RNA from Colletotrichum spaethianum, 1374 nucleotides. RefSeq names its product amine oxidase [flavin-containing] A. The record is from RefSeq and is a predicted model, not a curated record. Gene Ontology annotation, molecular function: oxidoreductase activity. The transcript has 3 exons. The coding region runs from base 1 to 1374 and encodes 457 amino acids. NCBI's taxonomy places the organism in Eukaryota, Fungi, Ascomycota, Sordariomycetes, Glomerellales, Glomerellaceae.
AUGUCUUCCACAACAACACAAUCUGUCGAUGUCGUCAUUGUCGGUGCAGGUCUCAGUGGCCUACGAGCGGCGACCGAAUUGCACAAAUAUGGCCUGUCCUACGUUGUAUUGGAAGCCAUGGAUCGUGUCGGGGGCAAAACACUCACAGUACCUGCGUCGUCUCAAGGCGGUGUGGUAGAUGUUGGGGCGGCCUGGAUCAACGACACCAACCAAGCGGAGAUGUAUCGCUUAGGAAAGAAGUUUGGCUUCGAGUUUGUGGAACAGUGGGUGACUGGGCUGAACUUGUUUCAAAAUGGCACUAAAGAAACCGUCUCAUACCCCUACGGAAGUAUGACAUUUCCGUUGAGCUCCGAACAGCAAGCUCAGGUUCAAAAAGCCUUCGUCAAACUGGCAAACAUAGUUGAACGUUCUUAUCUUGAUGAGCCCUGGUCUGGACCGGAUGCCGUCAGGCUAGACUCACUCAACUGCCAAGAGCUGAUAGAGAAAGAAGUUGGCGGUGAACUCGCCAAUAUGCUAGUCAAUAUGCUCUCGCGCUCUCUUCUAGGAGUCGAGAGCCAUGAAAUGAGUGCCCUCUUUCUCAUCAACUACAUCAAAAGUGGAACUGGAAUCGAAAACAUCUCCUCCGAUCAGGAGAACGGUAACCAGACCUUCUCAAUUAGGCUAGCAGAGGGCCUCAUCCCCGGUUCAGUGAAGCUUUCAUCGCCCGUCAAAAUAAUCAGUCAAUCGGACUCGAGAUGCACAGUUGAGACUGAAUCAGGACAGAUUUUCAAGUGCAAGAAAGUCAUUCUAUCUGUUCCAUCCACACUCUAUCCUUCGAUCAGUUUCCUCCCAGACCUACCACAUACCAAGAAAGUCUUGAGCGAGUCCAGGCUCGGCUACUACUCAAAGACUGUUUUGGUUUACAAGGAGCCAUGGUGGCGCAAUGCUGGUCUCUCAGGUUCUACCAUGACCGCGGACGGGCCGAUUGUCUUCAGUCGAGAUACGUGCGUCCCAGAAGACGGGCAAUACAGCAUCACCUGCUUCCACGUCGGUGAACCCGGCAGACGAUGGUCCAAACUAUCAACCAAAGAAGAACGACAGAAAGAAGUAUUGGGCCAGUUCAACGCUAUGUUCAGCACCGUUGUUGAUAACUUGCCUGAUCCGAUCAACAUCAUCGAGAAAGAGUGGACCAAAGACGAGUGGACAAUGGGUGCCCCGAGUCCUGUCAUGGCGCGAGGGGUAAUGACAAAUGAUGCAGGAAAGGCCAUUCGCGAGCCUUUUGGCAAUGUUCACUUUAUUGGAACAGAGACUUCAUUAAUUUGGAAAGGUUAUAUGGAAGGUGCUGUUCUAUCUGGUAUUCGGGGUGCUGAAGAAGUUAUCGCUGUUUUGGUCUGA